This is a messenger RNA of Knipowitschia caucasica, 3426 nucleotides long. NCBI's taxonomy places the organism in Eukaryota, Metazoa, Chordata, Actinopteri, Gobiiformes, Gobiidae. The record is from the annotation of a GenBank genome assembly.
AUGGUUGUGUUGUUUGCAGAGAUUGAAGCCAGGGAGGCCUGUGAUUGGCUGAAAGCAGCGGGAUUCCCCCAGUAUGCCCAGUUAUUCAGAGACGGAAAAUUCCCCAUUGAUCUGCAGUGGGCCAAGCAGGACCACGCUUUCUUGGACUCCGAUGCAGUUGACUCACUCUGCAGGAGAUUAAAAACUCUGAACAAAAGUGCAGAGCUGAGGCUGGAGCUGCGUCGAUCCAAACGAAGGCAGGUGGAGAGCGAUGAUGAGGACUUCUGUGCACUGAGCCCGAUCUGGAGCUACGACCGGACCUCCCGAAAGUGGAACCGCGACAAAUCCUGCACCGACUGUAACAUGGCCUUCACCUUCAGCUCUUACCACAGCAUCAGCUACAGUUCCUGCAGUUCAGACAGCGACGCCCAGGACCACACGUCUGCUCCGGCCUGGGGAAUAUCGCCCUCACUGUCCCCCAGGAUUACGGCUCCAUCCCCGGGCACACGCUCCAGCGGCUGCCCCUCCCCUGGGUCGUCUGGCGUGAGCUUAGACGGGAGCUUGGAGCGGUCGCGCAGGAAGAACGGCACAAGUUUGUUGAGGAAGAUCGAUAAGCUGAAGCUGAGGAGGACGUUAGGGGGUUUUGGGCGGAGUCUGGGGAGCUCUGUGGAGGAGGACGACACGCUGCAGUGCACAGACAGUCCACAGAGUCCCAACAGCCCGGCGUCUUCCUGCCCUUCAUCUCCUCAAACUAGCAGCCAAUCAGAGACCAGCAGUCGCAGUCACAGCCAAUCAGAAAGUAGCAGUCUUGUGAGCACGCCGAGCCCUGUGACCCGAGUCCGCAGCAACAGUAAAAGAGGGAUAAGCUUCGAAACAUCAAACAACCAGAAGGACCAGCAGGACUACCCAAUCCAAAAUAACGUACAUUCCGGCUCGGGCCUUGGCAUCCUGCUGGGACACAAAGGAGGGACUUUACCCAAUCUCAGAGACCGGAUCUUGGACCAGGACUCUGUGAAUUGGAGAACUGGUAGUUUCCAUGGAUACCAGAGGAGAUGUGGCAGUAGGCGGCGCAAUGGCACCUCUUCCUUGUCAUCCACCAAUGAGAAGGCUCAGAGCUGUGACGUCCUUGUCACAGAGCCUCGCCUUAGCAUCUAUGACAACGUUCAACCGGUGAUGGAGAGUGAGUGCACUGAGGCGUUUGGUCGACUGGGCUCUGAUGACGUCUUCUCUGCUCUGGACCGAGUGUUGGAGCGAAUCAGUGACCUGCAGCAGCUGGUCUCCUCCUGGACACAAGACCUGUCUGAGGACCAGGACUGUCUCCAGAUCCAAACCUCUGUGGACCAGGACUGUCUCCAGAUCCAGACCUCUGUGGACCAGGACUGUCUCCAGAUCCAAACCUCUGUGGACCAGGACUGUCUCCAGAUCCAGACCUCUGUGGACCAGGACUGUCUCCAGAUCCAGACCUCUGUGGACCAGGACUGUCUCCAGAUCCAGACCUCUGUGGACCAGGACUGUCUCCAGAUCCAAACCUCUGUGGACCAGGACUGUCUCCAGAUCCAGACCUCUGUGGACCAGGACUGUCUCCAGAUCCAGACCUCUGUGGACCAGGACUGUCUCCAGAUCCAAACCUCUGUGGACCAGGACUGUCUCCAGAUCCAAACCUCUGUGGACCAGGACUGUCUCCAGAUCCAAACCUCUGUGGACCAGGACUGUCUCCAGAUCCACAGUUCUAAAGAUGAAGGCCACAGCUCUGACGACCAGGACUGUACCCAGAUCCAAAACUCUGAUUCCACAGAGCUGAUCCACGAGACGUUCAUGAACCAGGGCCAAGGUGAGGACCCGAGAUCUGAGGGAGGACGGGCUGACAGAACCAGCAGUGAGGAUGGCCCCAUGUCCUGCUGCACUAGCUCCGCUUCAGUCCAGACUCUGUCCUGGUGCAGUCUGGCCCUUCUGCAAAAACUGGCUCUGCUCCGUCUCACAGCUCUCAUGGACAAGUACUCUCCCUCCAGCCGCCAGGGGUGGAGCUGGACUGUGCCCAAACCCCAGAGGAAGUGUAAAGGGACAGAGGUCAAAGGUAGCAGGGUGUUUGGGGUCCCCCUGCUGGUGAACAUGCAGCAGACUGGAGAACCGCUGCCCCCUAGUGUCCUGCGGGCCAUGGUGUACCUGCGCAACGAGUGUCUGGAUCAGAUGGGGUUGUUCCGUAAGUCCGGGCUGAAGUCCAGGAUCCAGGCUCUCCGGGAGCAGCUGGAGUCUGGUCCAGACCAGCUCUCCUUCUCCGGACUCUGUGCCUUUGACGUGGCAGACCUGAUCAAACAGUACCUCCGCGACCUGCCAGAACCACUGCUCAGCUCCAAACUCAACCACACCUUCCUGGACAUUUACCAGUACUUCCCUCAGGAGGUGCAGCUGGACGCGGUGCAGUCGGCCAUCUUGCUCCUACCGGACGAGCAGCGCGAGGCUCUGAGGACACUGCUUUUCUUCCUGUGUGACGUUGUGUCCAGUUCGCAGGAGAAUCACAUGACCCACACCAACAUGGCCGUGUGUCUGGCCCCGUCACUGUUCCACCUCAGCGCAGGACGGACUGACACGCGCAGGAACAGACUCGCUGGUGUCUGUGUGUCCAGACCAGGCCAGAGGAAGUCCAGUCUUGGUCCAGAGCAGAAAGAGCUGAGUGAGAACCUGGCCGCCACCCAGGGCUUGGCCCACAUGAUCUCAGAGGCGCACACUCUCUUCCAGCUUCCCGGCUAUUGGACCGGUCCCACCUCCACCUGUUCUGAAUCCGAUGAAGGGCUGCGGUCAAACUCAUCAAGUUUCUAUGGAGAUGAGGCUGAGGGGGAGGGGCUAAACGAGUGUCAACUGAAGCUCCAGAUGAACACAGAGACUCUGCUGAAACUGAGCCGAGACCAGGAGCAAGUCUGGACCAGUUUCACAACCCCAGAUGGGCUGCAGCUGGACUACAGAAAGUGUCCAGACCUCAGCUCUCUGCCUUUAUGGAGAGCCCGCCUGGAGCUGGACGUCCCUCCUGCUGUGGUGCUGAGAAGGAUCCUGUCUGAGCGCGCCCAGUUUGACCCUCGUCUGCAGAGGGCCUCCAGUCUCAGCCCCCUCGGCCCUCACUCAGACCUGCACCAGUACCACAUCCAGAGCCAGGGCCACGAGCUGCGUUCCAUCGCCCCCACUGUCUACAGCCUGCUCAGGUCUUGGCAGCCUGACUCCUCCUGCGGGCCCCUGUAUGUGUCCUCUGUGUCCGUCCCCCAACAGGACGUCCCAGAGACCGUCCGUGUGCACUGCUGCAUGUAUCUACUGGAGCCUCAAGGGGACAAAAAGACUACGCUCACCCACCUCUGCAGCACGGAGUACCGGGGGCGCUCUAUGGAGUGGCACGUCAAAGUGAGUGGACACCUUUUGGCCAAUGAGCUGCUGUCGAUACGAGACUCUUUCGAACAGUGA